Chaetura pelagica (chimney swift) is the source of this 2172-nucleotide messenger RNA. Its product is annotated as collagen alpha-1(XXVII) chain-like. The annotation marks the transcript as partial. The transcript is spliced from 30 exons. The record is from RefSeq and is a predicted model, not a curated record. Gene Ontology annotation, molecular function: extracellular matrix structural constituent. NCBI's taxonomy places the organism in Eukaryota, Metazoa, Chordata, Aves, Apodiformes, Apodidae.
GGUGACAGAGGACCUGAUGGACCCGUAGGCGAGCCAGGGUCACGAGGUGUCAAGGGCCGACCAGGGGGCCCAGGCAAGCUGGGGCCAGAUGGGCUGCAGGGGAAGAUGGGGGAGACUGGGGAGACAGGAGCACGUGGCUUCCCAGGUCCACAAGGACCACAGGGGCCACCUGGGCCUUUGGGAGAAAUUGGGCAUAAGGGUGAUCCUGGCCAGCUGGGAGUCCCCGGAGAGCAAGGCCUCAUUGGCCAAAGAGGAGAAUCAGGGCUGGAAGGGGACAGUGGGCCACCCGGGCCAGAUGGUGUCAAGGGUCCAGAAGGGAAACCAGGAAAACAGGGGCAAAAGGGCAAACCUGGCCAGAAGGGCAGCAAGGGCUUCCAGGGGCAGCUGGGUGAGAUGGGAUCUCCAGGGAAGGAGGGGCCAAAGGGGAACCAAGGCCCUAAAGGAUCCCGAGGUACCCUGGGACCUAUGGGUGCUCCAGGAAGGAUGGGUGCUCAAGGGGAACCUGGCCUAAAGGGCUACCAGGGCCAUGCAGGACCACCAGGGCCAAUUGGACCACCAGGGCCAAAGGGGGAAAAGGGAGAACAAGGUGAUGAUGGGAAGGUGGAAGGCCCACAGGGACCACCUGGAGACAGAGGCCCUGUUGGUGACAGAGGUGAUCGAGGGGAGCCUGGAGACCCUGGGUAUCCUGGUCAAGAAGGGCUUGAUGGAGAAAGAGGAAAACCUGGACAACAAGGCUUACCUGGGCAUCCUGGACCACCAGGCCAGCCAGGAGCAAAGGGUUCCAAAGGUGAUGUGGGUCAAAAAGGGAAGCAAGGAGCCCGGGGCGGCGCGGGGAGCCGGGGCUCACCGGGCAUCCUUGGGCUACCAGGUCCUCGAGGAGUGGUGGGAAGGCAGGGUCAAGAGGGUGCCCCUGGAGUGGAUGGAGUGCCUGGCAAGGAUGGCGUGCCUGGGGUGCUGGGAGAGCAGGGUGAUGAUGGGGAAGAAGGUGUGACAGGGAUGUCAGGCAAAAGGGGGAACCCUGGCAUACCUGGACUCCCUGGGGCACAAGGACCACCAGGAUUCAAGGGUGAAAGAGGAUUGCCUGGACAGACUGGCCAAACAGGGAAGCGAGGAUCCUCAGGAGGAACGGGCCUUCCAGGGAGCCCUGGUGACCCAGGACCCAAAGGACAGCCGGGAGACUUUGGCGAGGCAGGAUUCCCUGGGAUUGCAGGCAUGUUUGGGCCAAAGGGUCCCCCAGGAGACUUUGGUUUCAAAGGCAUUCAGGGACCACGUGGGCCACCCGGUCUCAUGGGAAAAGAAGGAAUUAUUGGUCCUCUUGGCAUUCAGGGUCCCACGGGAAGCCCAGGGCCCAAGGGAGACAAAGGCAGCCGUGGAGAAAUGGGUCUGCAAGGUCCAAGGGGUCCUCCAGGCCCACGAGGACACCCUGGCCCUCCGGGACCACCAGGAAUUCCAGCCUCAUUUCAACAAGAUGACUUUGGGGCAGCUUUCCGGACACUGAUCGACUCCAACACUGCUCUCAAGGCAGAGGGUUACCAACAUCCAGACCUUCUCAUGCUGGACCAUGGAGGGGAGAUCUUUAAGACUCUACACUACCUCAGCAACCUCAUUCAGAGCAUCAAAAGACCCCUGGGAACCAAGGAGAACCCUGCACGCAUCUGUCGAGACCUCAUGAACUGUGAACAGAAGAUGAACGAUGGUACCUACUGGAUCGACCCAAAUCUUGGCUGUUCCUCAGACACCAUCCAGGUCAUCUGUAACUUCACCAAUGGUGGGCAGACGUGUCUCAGCCCCAUCACUGUCUCCAAGCUGGAUUUUGACGUCGGUCGAGUCCAGAUGAACUUCCUGCGCCUCCUGAGCUCUGAGGUGGUGCAGCACAUCACCAUCCACUGCCUGAACACCUCUGUCUGGAGGGAGGGCUCCUCUGAGAAACCCUCGGGAAAGGCCGUGAGGUUCAGGGCCUGGAAUGGGCAGGUGUUUGAGGCAGAAGGGCAGCUCCGGCCUGAAGUGGCAGCUGAUGAUUGCAAGAUCAAGGAUGGACGCUGGCAUCGGACCCUCUUUUCCUUUCGGACACAGGACCCUCAGCUGCUGCCAAUUGUCAACAUCCACAACCUUCCCCCAUCCCAGCCAGGGAAGCAGUAUCACCUCGAGGUCGGCCCCGUCUGCUUCCUUUGA